Nomia melanderi (Alkali bee) is the source of this 1127-nucleotide messenger RNA. Its product is annotated as UPF0389 protein CG9231. Lineage: Eukaryota; Metazoa; Arthropoda; Insecta; Hymenoptera; Halictidae. The record is from RefSeq and is a predicted model, not a curated record.
AACUUGAAUUAAAAAAAAGAUACUACAUCUUAUAAAAAUACAUAUACGAUUUUGGUAACUAACGUUCAUUUAGGAAAACAUACUUACACACAUGUAUAUAUAUUAUACAUAAGAAUGAGAUCGUGCUGUCAUGGAUUCAGUAGACUGCUGAAAUAGAGGAUCAAAGAAAGACGAAGAGUUGUAAUUACCAAUAAUUGUCCGAAUUAUUUCAGUGUAUAAUAAUCAUAUAGGGAAAAUUUUUGUAUAUGGGAUGAAUACUCUUAAUAGUUUGACUAAGUACUUAUUUGUUAGGACAUAAUGCUUUAUAUGAGAUUUGUAAAAAAAUUCAAGUUGCCAACAACUAGGCAACUAAGUACUACUUUAGUGAGGAAAGAUAAACUACCAACUACUGAGGAAAAACCAAAGAAUGAAAACCGCCAUCAAAAUGUCUUAGGAUCAGGAUUGCAUGUUCCAACUAACUUCGAUAAACGAAUAUUAGUAUGGAUGAAAGUUUAUCCUAGCAUGGAUAAGGUUCCUCAAGCAGUUCCUUGGAACACUAUGUAUCAAUCAAGUGUAAGAGCAAGAAUUCGUGUAUGUAAUUACAUGAUUCUGAUUGUAGUCAUAGGAUUUUUAAUAGCUGCUUAUCAAGGAAAAACAGAAGCAGCAGGUGGUAGACAUGUAAUAGGUGACAGGGCAAAAUGGUAUGCAGAAAUAAAAGAAAAGGGAAAAGCUGAAGCUGAAGCUAAACGGAAAGCUGAAGCUGAAGCAGCAGCUAAAGCUGCUGUAAACUCAUGAUGGAAUAAUUAAUAAUAAUUAAUAAUAGUAUACUAAUUUAAAAAUUACUUUGCUAACAUUAAAAUACUUUUCUAAACUUCACAGUAUUCCUUUGAAAGCAAUAAUAUUUUGUAUUAUGUAUUUUGAAAAAGCUAGUUAUUAUAACUCUUAAUAUACACAAACAUAUAUGAAAUGUACAUUGUAGAAAAAUCUAAAAUUUUUGUAUUAUAUAUUUUGAACAAGCUAGUUAUUAUAACUCUUCAUAUACACAAACAUGUAUGAAAUGUACAUUGUAGAAAAAUCUAAAAUUAUAGAAUAUAUUUCAAAGUAAAUGUACAUUAUUUAAACUUAUUUAAUAAAUUAUUUGCAGAUAU